Schistosoma rodhaini is the source of this 210-nucleotide messenger RNA. Lineage: Eukaryota; Metazoa; Platyhelminthes; Trematoda; Strigeidida; Schistosomatidae. The record is from the annotation of a GenBank genome assembly.
AUGUCAAUUAUCUACAUUAUAAUUCCACUGAUUUUCAUACCUUCAUGUUAUUGUGGAUCAUCAUCAGGAUCAUCUAAUUGUACUGAGCCAACAAGAUCAUCUUUUACACGGUUUAUUUCAGCAGUAGGAACAUUUAUUAACUUGUUAUGUUUCUUAGAUGGAAUAUGGAAUACUCUAGUCGGAUUCAUUUAUGGGGGGACGACUCAAUGA